Leptosomus discolor (cuckoo roller) is the source of this 552-nucleotide messenger RNA. The record is from RefSeq and is a predicted model, not a curated record. NCBI's taxonomy places the organism in Eukaryota, Metazoa, Chordata, Aves, Leptosomiformes, Leptosomidae.
GAGAAGGAGCGCUACAUCGCUCCCACGGUGCUGGUGGACUUGCAGCCCUCUGAUCCUAUCAUGCAGGAGGAGACCUUCGGCCCCAUCUUGGCCAUUGUCACCGUGGCCAACGUGGACGAAGCCAUUGACUAUAUCAAUCGCCGUGAGCGGCCGCUGGUCGUCUACGCCUUCUCCUCCGAUGACAAGGUGGUGAACCAGGUCCUGGAGCGGACAAGCAGCGGUGGCUUCUGCGGCAACGACACCCUGAUGCACUUCGCCCUGAUCUCGCUGCCCUUCGGGGGCAUCGGGAGCAGCGGCCUGGGGACGUACCACGGCAAGUUCACCUUCGACACCUUCACCCACCGCCGCGGCUGCCUGCACCCUCCUCUGAGGGGUCCCCCCCGAUGUCUCCUGUCCCCAAUCCUGGGGGCCACGGGCAAUGAAAGAUGUUUCCCCGCAAGCGCCGGCCUCCUGCCUGCGUCCCUUCGACCUCCUGCCUGCCCCUGCCUGCUCACCCGCUGCCUCCAAGGCAACCGACCAAUCGGCACACGGGAUGGAACCGCUGGCCAAUAG